Cricetulus griseus (Chinese hamster) is the source of this 1092-nucleotide messenger RNA. NCBI's taxonomy places the organism in Eukaryota, Metazoa, Chordata, Mammalia, Rodentia, Cricetidae. The record is from RefSeq and is a predicted model, not a curated record.
AUGACGCUGGUUCUGUCCAUGAAUAGAUUCUGCGAGCCCAUUGUCUCAGAAGGAGCUGCUGAAAUUGCUGGGUACCAAACGCUAUGGGAGGCUGACAGCUACAGAGGUGUGAGCCCCCCAGGGCCAGCACAGCUUCCUUUGCAGGGAGACCGAGGAGCCAGCCCUCAACUGGCAGGAUCACAUUACAGGGGAAUUCCAAAUCCUAUAAGCACAUCCAAGGUCACAUAUUUCAAGAGGAAGUACACAGAAGAGGAGGAUUCUCACCCAACACUCAGCAGCUGCAGCCGUAAAACCAUCUCCAUUUUUGAGGAGCGAGCGCACAUCCUUUACAUGUCCCUGGAGAAGCUCAGGUUCAUCGAUGACCCCGAGGUGUACCUGCGGAGAUCUGUCCUCAUCAACAACCUGAUGAAGAGGAUCCAUGGGGAGAUUCUCAUGCAGAGCAGCUGGUGCCUCCCUGCCUGUUCCCUCAGUGGCGCCUCUGCCCAAGAGUGGUUCCUGGCUCAAGACUGCCCGUACCGCAAACGGCCCCGGGUGGCCAAAGAGGAGUGGGAAAAGCUCCACACGUGCUGUUUUUACCAGGAGUGUGGUGGUCACUGCCUGAAUCUGCCCCUUUCUGUCAGUGCUGGCGUUGGAAGCCACGCAGCCACUGCCACACCCCCCUCCUCCUCCUCUCCCUCCCCCUCCUCCUCCUCCCUCUCCUCCCCCUCCUCUGCCUCCUCCUCCUCUUCCCCUCUGCCAUUGCCUAGUUGCUCCCACCAUGUGGACUUUGAUGUAGGCAGCACACCUAUUUACAAGAGCGAUGGCCAGAUACCGGCCAAUGAAAUUUUUGUCACUAGUAUUAGGUCCCUUGGUGUCCAGGAAAAGGUCAAAUUCAACGGUGGGAAAGUAAGUCAUGACACCAGCAGAGACAGUGACGGCCAAGAACCUCUGGGAAAUGACCUUGAUUUUGAGUGCAAAAGCCAAUUUUAUGAUUAUUUUGAGACUGGAUAUAAUGAGAAAAACCACAUGAGUGAGUCUUGGAAAAAGUCUUUGAGGAAAAAGGAACUUUCCCCAAGCAAUAAACUGUGCUGCGGCAAAGGGAGUAAGAUGUGA